Punica granatum (pomegranate) is the source of this 1974-nucleotide messenger RNA. NCBI's taxonomy places the organism in Eukaryota, Viridiplantae, Streptophyta, Magnoliopsida, Myrtales, Lythraceae. The record is from RefSeq and is a predicted model, not a curated record.
AGGUAAGACCACAAGACCAGACCACUGUGUUUGAUUCAUUCAUAACCCUCUGUCGAUUUUCUCUUCCAUUUCUACCUUCGAUCUUCUUCUUCUUCUUCUUCUUCUUCUUCUUCUUUUGAGCUGCCCGACCCACCACAUCCGCUUGGUGAAGCAGGGUUGAAGGCUCUGUCAGCUCGGAGUUUUCGAUUGCCAAGUUCUUCCCGGCGGAAUCGGGUAAUCAGAGGGCCGAUCGAGGUCUUGGUUCAGCUGAAAGUUUUGGUCUUGAGGAAUCUCGCGGGUCUCUUCCCCUCUGAAUGAAUCAUUUCUUGUUCGAGUACUCGCAGGCUUUUCAAUGGGCUUUGGUUGGUUGGGGGAUGAUUGAAGUGGCUUCUACAAACACAAUGCAGAAGAACUGAGCUGGAACCGGGAGCCUUUAUUUCUUGUGGCGAAGGAAAAUGUUGGACGGGGCCCAAAGGUUUACCGGGAUUAUAGGCCUGAAACACCAUGACAGCAACUAUUAUGAUCUGUCCCCAGGGUUUUAUCAUGUACUCAAUGAGGGUUCCAACAUGUCGAUUGAUAGCCUGGCGAGCCUUCAGACAAGUAAUGGCGGAGGUUCUGUGGCCAUGUCUGUAGAUAGUAGUGUCAGUUCUAGUGAUUCCCAUACUCACAUUCUGAAACACCAGGAAAAGCGGAGGCGUGCUAAUGAUGACUACUCGGUGGCACAGAGUGUUAAUUAUCGCAGGGGAAGGGUGACGCAUGCUCUGAGUGAUGAUGCUCUGGCACAAGCUCUCAUGGACAGCAGUUAUCCCACCUUGGGACUUGAGAAUUAUGAUGAGUGGACCAUAGAUUUGAGGAAGCUUAACAUGGGGCAACCUUUUGCUCAGGGAGCUUUCGGGAAGCUCUACAGAGGUACUUACAAUGGGGAGGAGGUUGCAAUCAAGAUCUUGGAGAGGCCAGAGAACGAUCCUGAGAGGGCACAGCUGAUGGAGCAACAGUUUCAGCAGGAAGUGAGGAUGUUGGCUAGGUUGAAGCAUCCAAACAUUGUUCGGUUUAUUGGUGCAUGCCGUAAGCCUAUGGUCUGGUGUAUUGUUACUGAAUAUGCAAAGGGGGGGUCAGUUCGGCAAUUCUUAAUGAAACGGCAAAACCGGUCUGUUCCGCUAAAACUGGCUAUUAGGCAGGCUUUGGAUGUUGCCAGGGGCAUGGCAUAUGUUCAUGGACUCGGGCUGAUUCAUAGAGACUUGAAGUCUGACAACCUUCUAAUCUUUUCUGAUAAAUCUAUUAAGAUUGCUGACUUUGGAGUGGCUCGAAUUGAGGUACAGACUGAAGGAAUGACACCAGAGACAGGGACAUACCGCUGGAUGGCUCCGGAGAUGAUCCAGCACAGGCCCUACACCCAGAAGGUGGACGUGUACAGUUUUGGGAUUGUGCUAUGGGAGCUGAUCACAGGGAUGCUCCCUUUCCAGAACAUGACGGCGGUGCAGGCGGCUUUUGCGGUUGUGAACAAGAACAUCCGCCCCAUCAUCCCCAAUGACUGCCUGCCAGUCCUCGGGGAGAUCAUGACCCGUUGCUGGGACGCCAACCCCAACGUGAGGCCCCCCUUCACCGAGGUCGUCCGGUUGCUUGAAGAGGCAGAGACUGAGAUCUUGACGACCGUCCGGAAGGCCCGUUUCAGAUGCUGCAUAAUGCAGCCCAUGACCAUGGAUUGAUGGACCAAUUACACGAAUUUGGAUAGAGCAAAUAAAACUUUGGUCGUCAGGUGUGUUUUUUAAGAUAGGAAAUGGGAAGUUUUAGUGAUAAAAAAACGACUGUCCAAGAUAAUGCAGGGGCUGAAUUUAGUGAAAUACCUGUUCUCAGUAUUAGUGGUGGAGGAAGGAUGAGGCAUUUGAUGUGUAUGUGUCUUUUUUGUUUCCUGGUUCUUAAGAAAAGGAAUUACAAGUCCACUCUAAUAUUAUUGUGUCAAAAGUUAAGGUUGAUUAAAAGGUUGUGUUUGCGCCA